AUGCGGCUACUCUCCAAGCGCGUCGUCGUGUUGAGCGAGGGUUACCUGAACAAAGAUUUUAUCCAUACAGGAAGUGUCUCCACAAUCCCAGGUUACGUUUGGGCCCUGACACUCGAGGUUCACAGCGGCCAGAAACUUCUAUCUGUACAUUUAACAUUUGAGAAUGCGUCACCGACACUACCAAUAUCUGAAUAUUGGGGGACGAAGUCUUACCUGUCGACAAAUCACUGGGUUCCAACAGGAACCAUUGGAGUUUUUGAGUGCGUUUUAGCAGACCCAUCUAAAGAAAACUCGAUGUCAUUACUUAAUGAAAGCAAUAAAGAAAAAAAGACAAUGAAGUUCAGCACCAGUUCUUUGCCGGUCAACUCCGUUCUCUACUAUAAUAUACGCCUGUCACCCACGGCGUACAUUGUGAGCACUAGCUUUGACGACACCUCCGAGACUGUAUACGAAAACGCCAGAGGGGGAGCACAUUUUAUUAAGGCGAACUUCUCCGACGCUGUGUACGUCAGGCGCUACGAUAUGUCUGCCGGCGGUGCACUCACGGUACCUAUACAGUGUGCGGGCGUGUUAGCUUGUGGAGCAGCCCGCGCCCUGGCACUGAGGAGGGACACCUACCACUGUGGGCUCGAGAGACAUGGAAGGCACGUUGGCGACAAGCUCCGCUGGUUUCUGCCAGCGCCGUUGGCUGGCGGCCACGCAGACUGCAGUACUGCUCGGUCUCGUGAGCAGCUCUCAGGCGGGACAGCUGGCAUGGGUACCAAGGCGGACGGUCAGCCGCCGGAGUAA
Molecule: messenger RNA, 789 nt
Organism: Dermacentor silvarum
Lineage: Eukaryota; Metazoa; Arthropoda; Arachnida; Ixodida; Ixodidae
Exons: 6
Coding region: 1-789 (262 amino acids)
Source: RefSeq, a predicted model, not a curated record